This is a messenger RNA of Paramisgurnus dabryanus, 4254 nucleotides long. RefSeq names its product arkadia (rnf111) N-terminal like PKA signaling regulator 2n (gene ark2n). NCBI's taxonomy places the organism in Eukaryota, Metazoa, Chordata, Actinopteri, Cypriniformes, Cobitidae. The record is from RefSeq and is a predicted model, not a curated record.
GCGUCCUUCCAUUUUGAUCCCUUGCCGCAGUUUUGUGUCAAACCUGCUUUGACUUUAUAUAAUGUUGGUAUUUAUAUGUGCACACGAAUUCUCGUUUUGAUUCGCUAAUGUGCUGCUACGAGUGAACUUCCAGACUUUGUGUUGUGUCGCAGACUGAGUUACUUUAUCUGCAGUAUCUCACAUUAGCAGAUGCAACUUUUGUGUACGACGGUUUUACUUUAUUUCGUUUCCUCACGCUGUGUUUUAUAUUUAUAUAGCGAUAGCAUUUCCACAUCAGUUGCAGUGUUUUGUACACAAUGUCCCAACUCUGAUACUCCAAACAUUAUUUUGAUGAAGUGCAAGGAGAUUAAAUGUAGUUCCAUGCGCCAUUGUGCAAGCAGUGUGAUGCGAGAUCUUUAUACAUGAUGCAUUAAGGAUGUCUGACUCGGUCUGAUGUGUCAGGUUUCAGUCUGGUCUGAUGGCGCGAGGAAAUGGAUAAUUUAAUUUGAUAGACUAAGGUCAACCGCCCCUCUUUAUCACCUAGCAACUGCCACUACAGAGACGUUGCCCCUGGCCCCGCCCUCCAGAGAUGACUGAUGCCCAGAAGGCCAACGAGCUCCCUGAAUGCCCUUCAGAGGGCGGGGCCACCGCAGAAGAACAAGACAUGCUCCUGAAACAAGAAACCACGCCCACCAGCUCACCGGCUUGUGAAGAGCCAAACGGCAUACAGAGUCCUGAUAAAGAGCCCGCCCCUGGCCUACUCUCCAUGCCAUGCUUACUAAAGGAGCUUCACAGAGACUCCGCCCCCGGGCAGCUGCAGGAAACGGAUCCUCCAAUCACUGCUCAGCCCGGCCCUCAAGAAGACAGCGACUCGUCCGUCUGUCUGCGAUCGCCAUCCUCCUCCGGUCAUCUUGGCGACUCGGACACGGCUUCAUCGGCGGAGGAAGCCGCCGCACCCACCCAAACUGCGGGCAGGAAGUCGCGGCGUUCGCAUUCCGAGAGCGACACGUCCUCUGUCGCCAUGGCAGCCAAGAAAAACCGUUGCCAGGAGAAGCAGGUGAACGGGCGUGUUCGUGUGAAGGGUCCACGCAGCCAGAGGCAGAAACAGCGCAUGCGACAGUUGCGGCAGAAACGGGAGGCUGCGGCGAGGCGCAAGCCUGACGUGCUCCAGGACAGCAGUACGAGCGACAGUGACAUCACAGCCCACUCUUCAUCGUCGUCACCGUUAACUGCCUCGUCUGACAACGAGGGCGAGACAAUCAACUCUCACGCACCAGCUGGUCAACGCCGAGCCGAGAGUUCCGGAGCUUCAGCGCGAGGUCGGGGCCAAUUCGACAUGGGUGUGGCCGGCACCAGUCUGGGCGGAGUCUUGGAGGAAGCGCUCACGAGAUUCGCCGCGAUGCAGAGACAGACCGAGGAACGCUUUCGCGUGUGGAUGGACAGACUGACCCGGCUGCAUUCAGACGACGAUCUUUCGUCCAGUGAAAAUCCAGAGGUCCGGAGCCAAGUUAGUUCGUUCCUGCCGUCGUCCGAGUCGCAGGAGACUUUGGCGGCCUAUCAGAUGGCCCGAAUGAAUGCCAACCUGGUUCCACCAACACAGACUGCCAGCCUCAAUGGAAACGUGGAACCAUCCGAGCCAAACGUUUGAGGAACGUUACCAUCGCUUGUGCCGACUCAAUCUGACCGCUCUUUAAUGGAGAAUGCACAAACUUUCUCUUUAUUUCCCAAUAAAACAUCCUAACUCUUCCUUAAAAGCUCUCUUAUACGCAUUUCUCUUUUAAAAGAAAAGUUUGCCUAAAAGUUUAAAUUAUGUCCUUUACUCAAAUUCUGUAAAACACAAAAGGUGAAUUUUGUAAAAAAUAUUCUGGCCACUCCUCACCUUGAAAUGAAAGUGAUUGGGGACUGAAUUUUUCAAGCUCAAGUAUGAUAAUUUAGCUAAAUUUCAGGCCUUCUGAAGCAAUACGAUAGCUUUGUGUCAUUAUUAUAACUUAUUUUGGUCUGUUACACACAUACACACACAUUACCUUUAAUUCUUUCUAUACAUUUUUUAAGAACUUGACAACUUCAGUCCCUGUUUUCACAUUUUGGGGUGAACUAACCCUUUAACUUCAUCUGUCUCUCUUAUCAGCUGUUUUUCGUAUUGUAUAGUCGCAUCUCAGGGCGCCGCCACAGUCAGUGCCUUUGUAAGCUCUUGUCUUUGGAGAGCCAGUUCUUCCAUUCACUUGGAGUCGAAUCUUGUAGUGAAUCAUUUAAAUGAAUCAUUUGUCUUCCUCGUAGAAUAAUAAUGACUGACGACUUGUUUCUCCAAAAGACUCCUGAAGUUUUGCCUUGACUGCCAUUUUGUGUGUUUGUCUCUUCAUCUACGUUCACCUAGAUCGCUCGGACUGGCACGUCUACCAAAGAACUCGUACUCUUUGUUUGCAUUGUGGCUUGUUCUUACAGGUUCUUAUUUAAACGCUUCUUCCAAAGCAAAACGUGCAUGAAAAUAGCUGGAGUGCUGUGAUGUUAUGACUACAUGCACUAAAUUAGUUUAACUGCUAAGUACUAACCUAGAACUCGGACGAAUGAGGAUUUGUUCAUUCAAACACUAAUAUCAGUGCUGCGUAUGCAAAUACACUGGAAUGAUGUUACUUAGAAAUGCAGAAACUUUAGAUUAAAUUGUCCCUUUGCAAAUACAUAUGUUAUAUUCACAUAAAUGCACAGUUAUUGUUUAGUUUGUAGGCACAUCUCCCAGUCAUAUUUUGCACCAAAAUUAAGAAAACAUUUAGAAUUAUAAAGAUUUUUUGGUAUAUUCCUUUUACUUUUAAUACUUUGAUGUAUUUUGUGGGAUUUUCUUUAUAUUUGAUGAUGAUUCUCAUUGAUGAAAACUGUACAUUUUUUUGUGAAGUUUUAAAUCGCCAAAUAUAAAAAAAUUAUAUUUUGUAAAUAUAGUUGGAUUGUGUCAAUCAUUUGCCUUUAGACAUAAAAAGUUAUAUUUUGAUUUUGGAUUUAAAUAUGACUGGGACAUUUUGUGACAUGUUUUGUGACAUUCACACAUACUGUAAUUUUACUAUAGUGACUUGCAAGAGGACUUCAACCAUGUUUACUGUGUCUGAAGAAGAAUGUUUACGGUUUUAUUAUUAUUUUUUUAUUAUUAAGAUAAUCAGGCUGCCUACUGAUUUUAAUAUCAAUGUUUUAGAUGUCCUCCACGUAAUUCAUAGAUUAAGUACUUGAAUAAGUAUUGAGUAACCAGAGAUGGGUGUUUUUCUGUAUGUCAUCGAUUUACAAUAAUAGUGUCUGACCAAAACCAAAAGUAGGUCAGGUAAUGUUUUUUUUUUUUGGUGGUGUUUUCAUGUCUAUCAUGUAACACAAUAUUGAGGUUUGAUGUCUGCUCCGUUACUAGCUGGUAAAUAAAUAUAUACACCUCACCUUGUGCACCUUUUUAAGUGUUUUUAGUGUAAAAUGAAUGCACUCUUAACCAGUACUGUUUCUUUUUAAUAGUCAUUCAAAGUAGCAUUAAUGUUGUCUCACAUAAGGAUUGUUGAUGCUUUAAGUUAAGAAGUCACUUUCAUUUGUUGUUUCUGUAAGACGUUUAAUGCAGGGUGAAGAUAUUAACACUUGUGACUAGUUAAGGAAACGUUAACUAGAAAUUGCAACUUAAAUAACAAUAUAUAAGAAUGACGGUCUGUAACAAGCAAUUUAUAUUUAUAAGUUCAUUCUUUAAUGCACUUAUAUUACCAAAACUUAAUAUACUGCCAACCUCUGUAAAAAAAUCAACAUUUCACUAAAGGGUGAAUUCAUUGUAAGAAGUUCCACAAGGUAACAAAAACUUAUCUUUUAAAUGUCUACAUUUAGCCGCACUUUCCAAAUUAAAGAUGUUUUGGAAGAGAGGAGGUGAAAAGUAAAUGUUUUGUGGAUGAGACAAUAUUGGGGUAUUGCAAAAAUAUUAGGGGUUGGGUUUCAUUAUUUUUUUUUUAUCAGAUAUCGACACAUGCUGUUUUUUUAACAAUACCAAAUAUUUGGAUGCUUAUGUGCCCGAUAACCAAUAUGUUGAACCGAUUUUAAUUUACAAAUUUAUCCCUGUUUGGAUCCUAAGGAAUGAAUGGGGCUAGGCUAAAUGCUAACACAUUCACGACGCGCUGUGAAAAGAUGAAGUGCACACAUUAAAAAAAGAUUGGGAUGUAUUAUUCAUCUUAGUUGAGGUAAGAACAUAGUAAAAUAUUGAAAAACGGUGGUGUUUUCCUUUAAGGUGAGUGUGUCUGCUGCAUUCUGUUUUAAUGACUCCGGGGUAAAUAA